Molecule: messenger RNA, 676 nt
Organism: Cyprinus carpio (common carp)
Lineage: Eukaryota; Metazoa; Chordata; Actinopteri; Cypriniformes; Cyprinidae
Gene: crygm5
Product: crystallin, gamma M5
Biological process (GO): visual perception; lens development in camera-type eye
Molecular function (GO): structural constituent of eye lens
Source: RefSeq, a predicted model, not a curated record
CAAAAUCAUGGGAAAGAUAAUAUUCUAUGAGGACAGAAACUUCCAGGGUCGUAACUAUGAGACUAGCGGUGACUGUCCUGAGGUGACCUCAUACCUGAGCCGCUGCUGCUCAUGUAGGGUGGAAAGCGGCUGCUUUAUGCUCUAUGAGCUCACCAACUACAUGGGUUACCAAAUGCUGGUAAGAAGAGGAGACUAUCCUGAUAACCAGUGGAUCAUGGGAGCAAGCAACAGUGACUGCAUCAGAUCUUGCAGAAUGAUCCCUAUGCAUAAAGGAACGUUCAGAAUGAGAAUCUUUGAAGGAGAGAACUUUGUCGGACACAAGUACGAGCUGAUGGAUGACUGUGAAUCAGUCCAGGAACGUUUUUACAUGGCCGAUUGCCAGUCCUGCAAUGUCACACAUGGCCACUGGCUUCUGUAUGAACAGCCCAAUUUCGAAGGCAGAAUGAUAUACAUCAGGCCAGGGGAGUACAGCAGCUUUAAUAAUAUGGGUCUAGGCCCAGUGAAAAUUCGUUCCAUCAGACGCAUCAUGGAGUCCUGUUAGAAGAAAUUACACUUGCUAAGAACGAAAACACAUUUCUAUAUAGUUUCCCAACAAGAAAUGUUGUGACAUUUAACUCGCGAAUGUGCCAAGGAUCUACAGUAUAUUGUCAAUUUCUCCACAUAUGUUUGAACAAAA